Messenger RNA from Acaulospora morrowiae, 330 nucleotides. Lineage: Eukaryota; Fungi; Glomeromycota; Glomeromycetes; Diversisporales; Acaulosporaceae. The record is from the annotation of a GenBank genome assembly.
AUGCUUGUGCCUCCAUCCAAACUCAAAGUUAUUGUUGUCAUGAGGUUUCAUGAGCAUAAUCAUAAUACAAUAGGAAACGCGGACCCUACAAGUAUACCAACGAUCCGCCUAUGUCUAAAAACAAACUGUAUAUUGUUACUAAAAAAGAACGUCGCGCAAAGACACACUGCCAAUGCGCAUGCAUCACAAAAAACCACUUUUUACUAUCUUCCAUUACUCCCAUACUUUUUUCCGACUAUUGGCAAAGCUCAGGUUGCAAUUCACCAUGUCACCUGUGUACAACGUGUCUUGAGCGUCGAAGGUGGUCAGAAAACGCAAGCGAACGCGUGA